AUGGCACCUGGCUCGGUAUCAGACCGUUUCGGAUCACAUACCGGGUUUCCAUUGCUCGACGCGCACAUCUGCUCGCUGAUGUACGCCUUCGAGCAGGUCUUCUCCGUACCGGCUGGUAGAGCUACCGCGCUUCUGUUCAUUUCCGUCUUGGCGCCCUUGCUGCUCAACGUGCUCUACAGUGCACGCACUCGCUUCGAGACCUUCAAGGCAUUCGCAUUUGCAACAACGACGCAGCUCAUCACAGUGGCGAUGACCACGGCUCUUUUUUAUCCGCCUACGCCUCCCGUUAUCGUUCAACAACGACCUAAAUUCAGCCCGAAGCACAGCUCGUACAAGAAUUCGAGCGAACACAGUCACGUCUCGGUCAACAGCAACUACGUUCGGCUGGUAACCUUGCUUGUCGCCACAGCAAUGUGUGCCUGUCUAGGUAUCUUUUUCGGCAAUACCGCCAACGAUCAUGCUUACUACUUUACGCACCAUCUUUUCGAGCUUUACCCGCUUUUUCUCCUCCCUGCUCUGCUGAUCGCACCUGCGGAGCGCAUUGAGGAGAGCGCAUCAGAUCAUGACGCAGGCGUCCGUUUGAUCAUCUCCAACUUUCUUGCGGUCAAAUGGUUGCUGAUGGCAGCUUGGUGGGCAGGCGUAUUCGGGUUUUUCAUAAGACCGAUGUACCCGUCUGAUGGUGCUAGUGGCAGUCGCGCAGAUUACUUGUCUCCCGUCUUGCUUGCUAUCCGCAACGGUGACUGGUCAUGGACGCUGCCUUCGGCAAGCACGAUUGGGCUGGGACCUCGUUUCCUGCUGGGCAACCUGGCUGCUACGAUCAUUGGACUUUGGGCAGCGCAAAUUGAGCAAGGGCACCCUCCGAAUAUGCUCGAGGCCGUCUUGGCAGGACCCGGAGCUGCUUUGGCGACGUCGUUUGCUCGCACUUGGCAAGAGGCGCUCAACCUCAAGACAAGGCCCGCUGCACUUGGACUCAUGAAAGGGUUUAUUGCCUUCAAGCCGCAGGAGGGACGGGAGGAACGAGGUGCCUCGCAGGCUUCGAGAAGCCUCGCCUUGGGGCAGCGCGCUGCUUCAGGCUCGUCCACGCCCGCGACGAGCCUCAGCAGCCUCCCUUUGGAACAGCGCGCUGCUAGGGUGCGACCACACUCACAACGAGCCUGA
Messenger RNA from Moesziomyces antarcticus, 1158 nucleotides. RefSeq lists its product as uncharacterized. The record is from RefSeq and is a predicted model, not a curated record. NCBI's taxonomy places the organism in Eukaryota, Fungi, Basidiomycota, Ustilaginomycetes, Ustilaginales, Ustilaginaceae. The transcript has 4 exons. Bases 1 to 1158 code for a protein of 385 amino acids.